CACUGUGACAUUUUAGAGUAUUCGCCCGCGUAUAUCUCGCGGAGAGAUGUUUAUAUAUUUCCGUUAUUUCACUUCAGAUUCAACCAAAAAAAAAAACCCCAUUAUAAACCUGAUGAAAGGGUGGAUGGACUGAGAGCCGAAGAAGAAGAAAGAAAUACAAGAUCUAACUGCCAGAGAGUCGAAAACACCAAAAACUCUUUUUACGGAAUUUCAGCUCGAGAUGUACGUCGGGAAGAUGAAAAUCCGGGAAAUUUGAAGUUUCUAAAACAGGACUUGAGCAGAAAAAUGAAGCAAUUUCAAAUUUCAAGUGGGCUACACCAUGGAAAAACAAAAGAGAGGUGGACGGUUUUGAGAUUAUUAAGGAAUUUUUGGUAUUUCUAAGAAGAUAGGAGAAAGAUUUUCAGUUUCGAGGAAAUUACAGCAUGGGCCUUAAAUCUCUCUUUGUUGCUUCAUCGGUACCUGUUCUGGAAGUGCUUAUUGUGACCGCUGUUGGGUCAUUUCUUGCAAUAGGCCGUGUGGGUCUUUUGGAUCAAGAUGCAAGGAAUCAUAUGAACAAUAUUGUAUUUUAUGUAUUUAACCCAUCUCUUGUGGCAACCAACCUAGCUAAAACUAUCACACUCAAAAGCUUGGUUGAACUGUGGUUCAUGCCAGUAAACAUCCUUCUCACUUUUAUUAUUGGUUCGGCACUUGGGUGGAUCAUCAUCAAAAUUUUGAAAGCUCCUUCACGUCUGAAUGGUCUCAUUUUGGGUUGUUGCUCUGCAGGAAAUUUGGGGAAUAUUCUAAUCAUUAUUAUCCCAGCAAUCUGUAAUGAGGAAGGUAGCCCAUUUGGAGACUCUACUGUCUGCCAGAAAUACGGACUGGGAUAUGCUUCGUUAUCUAUGGCGAUUGGGGCUAUUUUUAUAUGGACUUAUGUCUACAAUAUUGUACGGAUAUCUUCGACUACGAGCACCGAUGAAGAUGAAGUGAAUGGCUACAAACCUAUUAUGGGGUCACCUGAAGAAGCUUCAGAGUCACUCCCAGGAGGCAGCACGGGGGGACUAACUUUGGCUGGGGAUUUCUCAACAUCUGAGCAUUUAGAAGACCAAAGGGCUCCCUCUUUCCCCAGACCUGAGGAAUUUAUUGAAAAAGAAAAGGUGACAAUUUUCACUAAAUUCAAAAACAUUCUGAAGAAAAUUUCAGGGCAAAUUGACUUGGAAAAAGUGUUUGCACCUUCAACCAUUGGAGCGAUUGUUGGGUUCACUAUCGGACUGAUCACUCCAAUUAGAAAGGCAUUCAUUGGUGAUAGUGCUCCUCUUCGUGCAGUUGAAGAUUCUGCUGUUUUGUUGGCUAAUGCAGCUAUUCCAACGGUCACCCUAAUACUGGGAGGAAACCUUAUCAAGGGAAUACAAGGUUCAGGAAUUCGAAUCACAAUCGUCAUUGGAAUUAUAGUCGUUCGUUAUAUCCUUCUGCCUGUGUUGGGUAUAGGCAUAGUGAAAGCGGCAAUUCAUUUUGGUUUUGUGGGCAACAAUCCUUUGUAUCAGUUCAUGCUUCUGGUGCAAUAUGCACUUCCACCUGCAAUGAAUAUAAGUACAAUUACACAAUUGUUUGGGGCAGGUGAAAGCGAAUGCUCUGUUAUUUUCCUGUGGGCUUACAUCUUGGCAACAGUCGCACUCACGCUUUGGUGCAUGUUUUUUAUGUGGUUUGUGGGAUGAUCAUCCAAUGCUACGGUACGUCGAUUGUCGCUGCUAACCUGGAACUUCAUGGUCAUGCACCAUUAUUUUUUUACUCGCCCAUUUCAUUAAUUUGUUUAUUGAUAUUUUCAUGGAUGGUGAUGUUGUGAUACAUAACAUGGACACCAAACAAUCUAGUUGCAUCCUACCACUAUGCG
Messenger RNA from Magnolia sinica, 1867 nucleotides. Its product is annotated as protein PIN-LIKES 3-like. Gene Ontology annotation, biological process: endoplasmic reticulum to cytosol auxin transport. Bases 423 to 1691 code for a protein of 422 amino acids. The record is from RefSeq and is a predicted model, not a curated record. Gene Ontology annotation, cellular component: membrane. The transcript is spliced from 14 exons. NCBI's taxonomy places the organism in Eukaryota, Viridiplantae, Streptophyta, Magnoliopsida, Magnoliales, Magnoliaceae.